This is a messenger RNA of Ectocarpus sp. CCAP 1310/34, 2944 nucleotides long. The record is from the annotation of a GenBank genome assembly. NCBI's taxonomy places the organism in Eukaryota, Phaeophyceae, Ectocarpales, Ectocarpaceae.
GCUGUGUUGGUUGACGGACAGGGAGGAGGACGGCUGGAGAGAGGUGUACACGCAUACAUACGCGACAAGUAAUAACGGCGGCUGAGGCAGAAGAACUGAGGGUUCGAAGACGUUAAGGUGGUCCCUUGCACGGCGCAAGGACUCUCCGACGGUAUCGUAGGCCGUCCCCAAUCCCCGCCCAAAAGCGGGUACGAACGGGCGCGCACCAUCGCCUCGUGACUCCCUUGCGAGGAGAGAGGCAGGCGGGGUGCCGAAAGCACUCCAAUCUCGAACGAUCAAGCGGUAACUUGCUUGCGCGCGCACGCGCCAUCCCUCGGCCUUUUUCCGGCUAAUGGUCUGUCCGUCCGUCCGUCCGUCCGUCCGUCCAACCAACGCCACAGCAGGAACAGCGAGCGAUGACAGGGGGCCCGCUUACAAAGAGCUGGCGGGGCGAGAAGAAACGGAAGAUGACCACGAGGCAGACAUUACCGUUGUCCCCGGCUGCACUCCCCAAGGUGGGCUAGCUAGCCCCGAGCACGAUGAGGUAGAGAUGACCGUUUUCCCUGGCUGCAACCCCCCAGGCGGGCUAGCUAGCCCGGAAGACGAUGAUGAGGCAAAGAUCACCAUGGCCCCCGGCUCCAACCCCCCAGAUCACUCUCCGGAGAAGCCGAGGAUGCGGAGCCACAUCUUCAUGCUCAAGGCCGGUCUCUGCGUGUCGCUGGUUUGGUUCUUCGCGCAGUGGACGUAUAACACCUCCCUGGCGUACACCAGCGUCACCAGCAGCACCAUCAUCGCGAACUCGUCGGCCCUGUUCACGUACCUGUUCAGCGUCGUGGCUCGGACGGAGCGUUUCACCAAGACGAAGACCGUCGGGGUCGCCCUGGCGCUGUUGGGGGCUGUGGGCUUGGGCGACAACGAAGACGGCGACGCCGCGCACGACUCGCUGUGGGGAGACGCGGCAGCGCUCAUGUCUGCUGUAGGGUACGGAGUGUAUUCAACGAUCCUGACAAUACUAUGCCCUUCCGACGACGAGGUGUCGAUGAGUCUUGUGCUGGGGUACAUGGGAGUCGCGAACGCCUUGAUAUUCCUGCCGCUGGUUGUCGGGCUUGCGUACGCGCCGGGCAUGCACAUCCUGCACGGGCUGACAUUCCACAUUGUCCAGCUGAUCGUCUUCAAGGCCGUCAUGGACAACGUAAUCUCCGGGCUAUUGUGGGCCCGAGCGAUCCUGCUCACGACACCAACGGUGGCCACCGUGGGGUGCUCGCUCACGAUCCCGAUCGCGUUCGUGUCGGACUUUGCCAUGCACGGGAAGGUGCCGAACCCCCUCGCGGUCUUGGGGGCCUUCCUUGUCGUGGGCGGCUUUUACUUCGUCAGCGACAGGGAGGGCGGCGGGGCCGGCGGCGGCUCCUCCGAUGGGGGGGGAGCCUGCUGCAACGCCGCUGGGGUAUGUCCGACCGAGAGAAAAUUUUGUCUCAGGAGGACACGAGCCAAGUCGGACGAGAGCUGAUAGUUGUGUUUUCUUGUCGUCUCUCCUCUCUCAUAUCGCUGUUCCUCUUUGCAGCGUGAUUCCACUGCCAGCCACACACGCCGUUGUCUAGUGUGUUGGGUUAGGAGUGGGGGCGAUUCACAAACGUGCGUCCUACCAGAAUACCGGGGUCCUGUAAGAGUUGUGGAUGACAAACGGCACAUCGGCUUGUGUAGCGCUGCUGGUGGCGACCAUGGAGAGGGGUGUAGUUGGGUACUCUCUGUUCGUGGCGCGCAGCAACAGAGUAGCCGUUGCUGUCGCUGCCUGCACCCACUGCCUUGUUGAGAUAUUUCGCUGUCUCCGCGGCCUAAACUAACACAGCGCUUGGAGUCAUCCUGUGCGACAUAAAAAAUAGAUCACGGAGUGCUGCAUGGACACCAAGAGAGUGGGGCGGAUUUCGAGCGAAUGGCAUGCCAUUCAACGUGCCCCGCCUCGCGGGGUUUGCUCGGGAGUUAGUAGCAACACAGCAAGUAUUUAUUGGUUCGUCGGGCGUUAUUGGUGACCACUUUUUCUACAUUUGCGUGUUCCUUUCCCCCGUUCACGCCUCUUUUCCAGAGUUCGUAGUUUUCCGUAGAGUCGGUCUUCCGGCGACGGGUGUGUCUUUUAUGUCCUUCCUGCACCACGUUUUUCUACGAUUCUUCCCAUGUAAGUACGAAGCACUGGUUCCUGGCGCGGGCUGUUGUGUCGUCAAUGUAUUAAUAGUAUACUGACGAUUGUUGCGUGGCAUCAUCAGGGAGAGUCGCGGAUGCGUCGGGCGGUACCGGUGGAUGGUAAUUUCCACGGUUUCUUCUUGUGCGACACUCAAAAGUCUAGAGUUCACUUGCCACGAAAGGCCAGGCAACGAGUGGUUGUUCGAUUAGUUUGGAGGACGUUGACGCUUUGUAAAUAUUAGGGGUUGGUGACAGCGUUCAAUUCCUCAAGCGUCUCCCGUGUAUGGUUUGACCGAACAGAUAACGGGAACAAGAAUCUGUGUAAACUUGGUGCCAUGUGUCGGGUCGUCAUGCGUCGGCCACACCUAGUUGCGUGUACCCUGAAUACUCUCCAUGCAUAAUAAUAAGCGAUGGAGGUCUUGGCGGGGCACGAGGUUGAGUCUAGACCGCUGGCAACACGGAACGCACGAGCCUAGCUGCAUGUGUGUGAUUCAGCAAGUUAGGAGGCGUGGUGUGCCUGAGCUCGCGGCGCACCUACUACCAGAUGACGUUGGCGUGGUAGGCCGGGCCAAAACAUUGAACGAGCCCACCGAGGGGCCACGAGUCCACCGAGAAACGUACCCCAAGUUGGACCUUCUGAACAACACCUUCGAUUUGAAGCUUGACGAGAUUUUGUAGGGCGUGCGUGAGUGGGCACACUGUGUUGAGAAAGAUGUGGACAGAUUCCAUCAAGGUCGCUGAGAUUCUGCGCGGUCCGUUGCAGAGGGGUUGGUUGGCAUCCUCCCCUAGA